AUGGACUUCAGUUCUCCGCUCUCUUUCAAGUAUACCAAACCCGGCCAGGAAAUCAAGCCUGGGACGACCCUACGCAUCCUCGGUGUUGGGGACUCGAUUACAGUUGGAUUUCUCAGUGACAUAGAUGGGGGAGACGGCAAUGGAUACAGACUCAAGCUCCGAGAUAACUUAUCAAAAGACCGGGUCGUUUUUUCGGGAACGGAGACUAUGAACGGCACGAUGCCUGGUAAUUAUUUCGCAGCUUGGUCGGGCAUGACCAUCAAGUUCAUCUCUGACCAUGUUGGACCGUCGCUCCAGCAAAGGCCUAACAUAGUACUUAUUCACGCCGGUACAAAUGACAUGCAUCCCAAUCUAGACGUAGCCAAGGAAGGCAACGACCCAAAAGAGGCGGCAGAUCGCCUUGGCAAGCUCAUUGACAAGAUCGUUGAGGAUUGUCCAGAUGCUACUAUUCUUGUCGGGAUGAUCAUUGGCUGUCACGAUGAGAUCCAAAUGAGAAAUAUUGCUCAGUUUCGGUCCCUGAUUCCAGGCAUCGUCCAGACGCGGAGCGAUGCCGGAAACCACGUUCUUGCCGUCGACUUCUCAACAUUUCCCAUGGAUGCUCUGAGAGAUGGACUCCAUCCGACGAAUCCAGGUUACCGGAUGAUGGGGGAUUACUGGUACGAUUUUAUCGCGCAGAUACCCACUGGCUGGAUCCAGCAACCGAUCGGUGAUGACCCCCGUCGCUCCGGUGAGCUGCGUCGCACGAAGCCUAUUGAAGUUGUGUCAGCGAGCUGGGGCCAGCGACUUCUUGGUUUGGUAUUCGGCAAGACAGCAUAG
Messenger RNA from Colletotrichum graminicola M1.001, 816 nucleotides. RefSeq names its product GDSL-like Lipase/Acylhydrolase. The coding region runs from base 1 to 816 and encodes 271 amino acids. NCBI's taxonomy places the organism in Eukaryota, Fungi, Ascomycota, Sordariomycetes, Glomerellales, Glomerellaceae. The record is from RefSeq and is a predicted model, not a curated record. Gene Ontology annotation, molecular function: phosphatidylcholine lysophospholipase A1 activity. The transcript is spliced from 3 exons.